UAAGAGCAGAUGCAUGCUGGUGCAAUAAGCUGUACGUUUUACGUCCAGUGGAUGCAUGAUCUGAUUAGUCGACUAUUCACAAAAGUAAUCGUUUGUGGCAGCCCACUGUGGGCCACACUGGUGCAUCAGCUCUACAUCUUUUAUGGGUUCUUUGACUUUAAUGAAAGGUCAGAUUAUUUCUUCAGUCAGUGUACUGUUCACCACACAGUUUGUUUUCAUCAUACAGAUCAUAACUCAUGAUAAAGAAUGUGACUGACAGUGUCAGUGGCCAUGCUGUUUACAGUGGUGUCAUCACAUGCAGUCGUUACCUCAGUGAACUAACAUAGAUCAGCUGUCACAGUGGGCUCUCUGCCUGUGUGUCAUAGGAUCCUGGUGGAAAUUUGUCUAUGAUUAAAGCACUAAUCAAGAGAGCCCUAACCCAGGGGGCUCAUGGGGAAAGCAGUGGAUGGAAAGUCACCUUGAUGGAGCAGGGAGGUGUUUGCAGACAGGUCAUAAAAGCUGAGGUUCGUACAGUUACAUCUGCUCUAAAUACUGGACUGAAAAACUAUUAGAUUUCUUUGAUGUCUGUUUUACGUGUUAAACCUUCAUUAUUGUUUCACUCAUGUUUGCUAAUUUCAACUUGUGUCUGCUUGUACUGAUUCAGUUUAGGUCUUUUAGAGAUGCUUUCCUCUUACCAACCUGUGCCAGCCUGAGGCCCUCAAACAGGAGCCUACAGGCUGUUUGUGGGUCUACAUCAGGGGUGUCAAACAUAAGGCCCAGGGGCAAGAAUUGGCCCUGAAAAGACUCAAUUAAGGCCCACUGGACAGCUUUCAGAAAUGUAAAGGGGGUAUAAAUUUUGUUCCUACUGGUAAAGACAUCCCCUAUAACUAUUCUCACUACACCAGAGUAAUAAGUAAUAGUUAAACAACCAAAGUUCCUACUUUUUUUUUUUCAAUAAUAUAUAAUUUUUUUUGGGAUUUUUGCUUUUUACAGUACAUAUAGAGAUUUGUAUUUUACAUUUGCUGCAUUUCACAUUUAUUCACAAAUACACAUUUUUCCAAAGGUCUAGCAUCUAUCCUGAACACGUCUAUCAGUUUGUUUUUGCCGUCAUUACAAUUGGAGAUAUGAUUACCUAAUACCCCGUUCAUAACUGAAGAUGUGAGGAUCCAUUUUAUAUUGGAGCUAUUCAGAGGAUUACAUCACAUUUUUUUCAGACGGAGCAACACACACCAUGAAUAACUACAGACAUGAUGGCUGCCUGGAAUAUCAAUCUGGGGUGUGAAUGCUAAAAUCUGACAAGAGAAACAUGAUCCGCCUUUGGCUCUGAUCCCAAGUGGCAGACACCCAGUCCACUACAUCUAUUUACUGAAACAUUUUUAAUAACUACGCAAACGUAGUAUAAAUAAAUGUUCUUAUCUUAAAAAAACAUCCAAAAUUAUACAGGUAAACAUAAGAUUUUUAGAUAACAUUACAAUGCAGGUAUACCAGCAAGUAAUCGAAAGUAAUAUAAAGCAAACAAUAGAAAAUAAUCUUCCUGUGUCCGUGUCCUGUUUAUGUGUAAAAAUAAAACCGAGUCUAGGUCGGGUACUGCAACAGGCGUAAUUAGAGUGUACAGGAAGUGACAUGCAACAGCUGCUUUGAACAUUUUAAUAGAUAACCUGUUGAAAGUUAGACUUAAACGAAAUUAUAGACAAAUACAUUUAACAGGUAACCUUUUAUAUAAUAAUUGACAUUAACAUAAUAAUAAGAAAUCCCCUUUUGGCCCAAAUGUGUUGCAGUUUAAGUAGUUUACUGCGCAAAUAAAAAUGAACGAAUGAAUUAAUGAAUAAUAGGUGCUGUAACACAACACUACAAAAUGAAACUGCUGAGCAGCUUGGGAAAUAUAAAGGCUAAAGCUAAUGGCGAACUCGCCUACAAAAACUACUACUCCCAGCAUUCUGCGUGGUUUCCUUUCGCGCUUACCGUAGUUCAACACUUCUGAAGACAAGCGCUUCCUCUAAUGACUUUAUAAGUAAUUUGCUGCCGUUUUCUUUCGCAAUGUGACUUCUGCUUUUGCUACUUUUGAAAGGGUAAGUGCAGAGCUUCUGUGUCGCUAAAAGAGAGAAAAAGUGAGCACUGUCCUCCUCUUUGGUGAACUUGUGUUAAACGUGCUAAAUUGAAUGCUAGUAGACUGUGUUUCAGUCUCCAUGGCAACGGCCUUAGUUCCGUCUGUGUUCGACGGCGACUUAAUAAUUAAGAAAAAUGAACGCGUUAAUAGUUGUUUAAACUUAGUCCAAAUUGUUUAACCCUGUCACGCAUAGUGGUCACAACAGUGGACCGCUAUUCAAAGUCUGUUUUCUUGUAUUUGUGUCAGUGUUGAUGGUAUACUUGCACAUAAACCACUACAUUGGACACUGAUGCGCUCCAUACCCUGCCACCCACUGGUCAGCAAGGUUUCCACCUACGUGGACAUGUAAAAAACUCUUUGAAUAGUACAUGUUUUUAAAAAAUGAAGUUCAAAAAUCUUUUUUCAUGCCCUAAAGAUGAAAACAAUACUUUAAAAAGAAAAAAAUCCUAAUUGAGGUUGCCAUAAUUCAUGUAUGAAAGGGUUAAUAAUACUGAUUCGUUUUUUUUAAGGCGAGGGCAUAGGAAAAUAGCUUACACGCAUUUAUUUUAUUUUGUUUUACCACCGUUUUAACAUUUUCAUUAAUUUUUAAAAUGAGAACAAAAAGUUUACUAUUUUACUAUUUUUUUUUCACUAUUACUCAGUCUCAGUGAGUUUGUGUUUCAUCAGCUAAACCGUUUGCCCCUCAUAUUGUCUUCCAGGGGCAAUGAACGACUAUGAGGUUAUCAGACAGAUUGGGCAGGGUGCAUUUGGAAAAGCCUUCCUGGUCAAAGACAAAGGGGGAGGUGGAAACACACAGUGUGUGGUCAAAGAGAUCAGCCUCAGGAAGAUGUCAGCAAAGGAAAAGGAAUCAUCCAAUAAAGAGGUGACGUUGCUGUCAAAGAUGAAACAUCCAAACAUUGUCACCUUCAUCCGGUCCUUUCAAGAGAGAGGCAGCCUUUAUAUAGUGAUGGAGUACUGUGACGGAGGAGAUCUGAUGAAGAAAAUCAACAUACAGAGAGGAGUUCCUUUCACUGAGGAGCAGAUCGUCGACUGGUUUGUUCAGAUCUGUCUGGGCCUCAAACACAUCCAUGACCGGAAGAUUCUCCACAGAGACAUCAAAGCUCAAAAUAUCUUCCUAACCAACGGAGGGAUGAAAGCGAAGCUGGGUGACUUUGGAAUUGCAAGAAUGUUGAAUAAUACCAUGGAGCUGGCCAGGACUUGUGUUGGGACACCGUACUACCUCUCCCCAGAGAUCUGUGAGAAUCGGCCCUAUAACAACAAGACGGAUAUCUGGUCUCUGGGGUGUGUCCUGUAUGAACUCUGUACCCUAAAACAUCCAUUUGAGGCCAGCAGCUUGCGACAGCUUGUCAGUAAAAUCUGCAGGGGGCGCUACAGCCCAGUACCCAGCCGCUACUCCUACGACCUACGCCUGCUGGUCACCCAGCUCUUUAAGGUCAACCCACGAGACCGUCCCUCAGUCACUUCAGUCCUCCGACGUCCUAUUUUGGAGAAACAUAUCAGCAAACACCUGGAUACUCAGGUGAUGCAAGAGGAGUUUAGCCACACCGUGUUGCAUAGAAACAAAGCUGUGGGGUCUCAACCAGUUAAAACAAGAGCGGGAGCAGCAAACACACAAGGUAAGAUUCAGAAGGCUAGAGUAGCCGAGAGGCCGGGGAAUGCCAACAAGCGAGUGCCUGCUAGACCAGAUUGGAAAGUCCCUCUCAAAGCCUACACACCCACCCACCAUAAACCUCCUCAACGUAGAGAAGCACAACUAGCAGCCAAUAGAGAGUUUCCAGGGAUCCAAAGGUUUAAUGGUCAGCAGCCUGUCAGCCAUUACCAGCAUUACCACGCCCAGUUGGAUGCCUUUCAGAGGAGGAACAAAGAGGAUGUUCUUCCUCUUCCUCCUGUGGAAAGACCAAAGGAGCAAUGUGAAGACCAAGCUGCUCCUUGUUCUGUGGAACCAUAUCAGCUUGUGGCUGCCGCUCGAAAUGAAUACCUGCAGAGAAGACAGGAGGCCAACGACUACAAGCUGAGAGCAGAGAAACAGCUGGGUCUGCGUCCAUGUACAGCUGAGCGCAACAGCAAGCCUGGUGGUCAAGAGCAGGAGGUGGGCAAACCUGAACACCAACAUAUGCCUUUGGACAAGAGACAAGGGGGUCAGCAGGAGUACCUGCGUCAGCUCGAUCUCAUUAGACAGCAAUAUCACCUGGAGAUGAAACAGAUGAGGAUGAGAGCUGAAGCAGAGGCCAGGCCACAACACAAACUCGAGACCUUUGUGUUGGAGCAAUCCAAGGACAUAGAACCAUCUGUCGACAACAAAGAGCCCCAGGAAGCAGCACCUGCACUGGAUGUUGAAGCAGCUCUGAGGCAGAUCAGAGAGGAGAACAGAGACCAGAUGAGAGCUUUGGAGAGAAAACACAAAGACAAAAGGGGAAUCAUGUUUGAGAUCCGAUUAGAUAAUGAAAAGCUAAGGGAAGACGAGGAGGAGGAGAAAGAAGAGGAAGGAAGAAAACAGGAUGACCAGGAAGUGGAUCCACUGAAUCGAACUCUGUCCUUCCAGGAAGGAGCACAGCUGAAGCUCAAGGAUUGGCUACAGGGGAGGAGGGGGUGGAGCAACAGGACUCCUCAGACUUUGCUGAACGCGCUCGGCAACAUGGACAUCAACUCAGUCUACAACACGGCGGUCGAGGCUGGACAAGGUGAGGAAGUGGCAGGUCGUAGGCAGUGGAUUGACGAGCCCCCUAACACCCUGCUGAGAGCUCUGGCUCAGGCUGAGCUCACAUCAUCAACUCUAGAUUCAGUGGCCACAGAUUUAGAGACACAGCAGGACGGAACAGAGGAGGAAAUUAACCCGGACAAGGAGGAAGAAAGGGAUGGUGAAGGAGAGGAGGAGUCUGAUGUGGAGAUGGAUGAAGAGCGUCUGGAGCCGAGGUCAGAUGAUGAUGACACGAACUUUGAGGAGUCAGAGGAUGAGCUGAGAGAAGCAGUUGCAGACUCCAUGAGGAACCUGUUUGUCAUGGAGGACACGAGCUCAGACGAAAAGGAGCAGGAACGCGAACCACUAGCUGAUAGGAUGGAGGAGGAGAUGGAUGAAGGUGCAGUGAGCUCUGGAGAUCCUCAACAAAUCCAAGCAGAGGUCCAGAAUUCAAGUGAAGAAGCUCAAGGUAUUUCCUGCUGAGCCUGAGUCCCACAGACAACAUACCACAGCUUCAAACGAGCAGCCUCAGACUCCUUAACCGCCUGCAAACUUUAACAUUUUGAUUUUGUGAGAGUUGGACAAAAAUGUAAGAGUAACUGGAAUCUGAUAAUAAAAAGUGAUUGUUUUCAUGAUGUGAA
Molecule: messenger RNA, 5404 nt
Organism: Haplochromis burtoni (Burton's mouthbrooder)
Lineage: Eukaryota; Metazoa; Chordata; Actinopteri; Cichliformes; Cichlidae
Product: serine/threonine-protein kinase Nek5
Exons: 23
Coding region: 2790-5246 (818 amino acids)
Biological process (GO): protein phosphorylation
Molecular function (GO): protein kinase activity; ATP binding
Source: RefSeq, a predicted model, not a curated record